GUGCAGUCAAGUUGGACGUUAAGAUAUGCCUCCCGCUUACCCAUUGAAGACCUCGAUAGGUGACUCUUGUCAAACGAUUUGGAGGCGCUUUCUGGUACUAUAACAGAGAAAGAAGGCCGUUUUGAAGAAUCAAUAGUUUCGUGGAAGCCCGUCUUUCGUCUUAUCAACAUGCCGGGAUAUUCAGACGCCGACCAGGAGCUGGCUCGUGAGAUGGUGAUAGAGAUGCUGGCGUAAGUGAUGGUGUCCUGGAAGGCACCACUAACAACUCGUACUGAUGGACAUACAGACAUCAAUUUGCAUACCCAGUGAAAUGGUAGGAAUUAACUCAGAGGCACCCCACCAUCAAGGUCUGACUUGAAUCCAGGAUCGAUACGCAGGAUGUUCUCCUCGAACAGGCAAAGGUAGAGCGGCUGAUAGAGAUUGGCCCUUCGGAAACCUUGACUGUAAUGGCAAAGCGUACAAUCAAAUCGAAAUACGAAGCUCAAGACGCAACGCUUUCGGGGAAACGGCAAUUGCUCAGCGUAGACAGAGACCGCGCGGAAAUCUAUUAUGAAGUAGAUCCUUACAGUUCGCCCGCAGAAUCUGCUUCUGAUAGCAGCAAUGAGACGAGCAACCCCCCUCCGCCAUAUACAGCCUCAGUGCCCGAAACCUCGGAGGCUUCUAGGCCAUCUCCUCCUUCAGCGCCUGGGCGAACAAACGCCGGCGUACUGUCUUCAAAGAAGCCCGAUGCACCCAUAUCCGCGCUGGAAAUUAUCGUAGGUAUAAUUGCGCAGAAGUUGAAGAAGUCGUCCGAUGAGAUUGCAGCCACAAGCACUAUCAAGUCCUUGGUGAGCGGUGGGUUCCCCAGACUCCAGAUAUCCAGGCUUCCAAUCCCCAUUGUAUGGCAUACUGACGGCUCUGCAUCUACCAGGUCGAUCGACGUUAGAGAACGAGAUAGUCGGCGACCUCGUAAAUGAAUUCGGAACGGUUCCUGAUCGAGCAGAGGAGGUGGUCAUUCAGGACUUAGGGAAGACGCUCCAGUCAAAUUUCGGCGGGCGAUUGGGAAAGCAGACAUCUCGAAUGGUCGAGCAAUUGCUGGCGUCGAAAAUGCCUGGCGGAUUCUCUCUCAACUCUGCGCGAAAAUACCUCGAUCAUCGAUGGGGAUUUGGAGAGGGUCGUCA
Messenger RNA from Amorphotheca resinae ATCC 22711, 1160 nucleotides. RefSeq lists its product as hypothetical. The coding region runs from base 447 to 956 and encodes 169 amino acids. Gene Ontology annotation, biological process: long-chain fatty acid biosynthetic process. The record is from RefSeq and is a predicted model, not a curated record. The transcript has a single exon. Lineage: Eukaryota; Fungi; Ascomycota; Leotiomycetes; Helotiales; Amorphothecaceae. Gene Ontology annotation, cellular component: fatty acid synthase complex.